AGCAGGGCAGCCACAGCAACAGAGUUCAUCUGCCACCUCAAAUGGAACGGCUCUGGACUGAAUGAACAGAGAAGGAGCAAGACGAGGCUGGACCCUGGGAGAAUCUCAGCCUCCAGGAGGAGCAACCUGGCUGUCUACCCUGCGAUGCUGGGAGCUAGAGAGAUUUAAUACCACUACAGAUGGCUGCCUGCAGCUUGGCACUGGGACUGUGGCUCUUUGUCCUUCUUCAUGAUAUCCAGACAGCUCCACAGACAUCAUUAACCCCAUCUCAUUCCUGUGAUACACUUAAGAAUUGGUUCUAUGAUGAAACUUCUCAAAGCUGCUGUUACCAGUGUCCCUCAGGCUCUGUUAAAAAGAGAGCAUGUCCUAGAGACCCAGAUGAAGACUGCAUGAGAUGUGGACCUGAUCAGUAUGUGAAAGAAGCAUCCAGAAAACCACAAUGUGACGCUUGUGUGUCAUGUGCAGAACCUGACCUUGUGGAGAAAGAGCCCUGCUCCUUCAAUUCCAGCCGCGUCUGUGAGUGCCGACCAGGCCUCUUCUGUCAGACCUCUGUCCUGUACAGCUGCUCGCGAUGCCAGCAGCACACUGUUUGCAAGCCUGGUUUUGGAGUCAAAGUCAGAGGCACCUCAACGAAUGAUGUUACUUGUGAAAAGUGCCCUUCUGGGACCUUCUCUGAUCAAAACUCUAGCACUGAUAUCUGCAAGCCCCACACAAACUGUGCUGAGUUAAACAAAGUAGCACUAACUGAAGGAAAUGCCACACAUGAUCAGGUUUGCCGGGACCAAUCACCCACCUACCUCACCCCAAGCACUUUGUCCAUGAGAUUCAGCAAUGACACAAGUAACGAUGACCUGCGGGGGGUUAAGGAGAACCUGGUGACCGCUGUUAGUAUCCUUUUAAGUGCUACAGCAACUGAAAACCCCAGUUCAACUCCUGAGGAGAAAGCUCUGGCUGGCACUUUUCCCACCUCAGCCAAGGGGGAAACAACCACAGCAGGUCCAGUUCUUUGGGCAGCAGUUCUCUCCCCGGUAGUGCUGCUUGUGGCCAUGCUGUUAUUCUGGAAAUGGAAAGUUUGCAAGAAGCUCAUCCUCAAAGCAAAGAGUUCGGAUCUGGUGACCAAGCAUACAGAGAUCAUAAUGACUGCUGACAGAGGGCCAGAAGAGGAGGAGUUAAUUGACAGAACCCUGCCUUUGGAAACCAACAAUAACUUGGUCUCCAGCAGAGAAAAAGCCUCUAAUCCUGAUCUGAGUCUGACUGAUGUGACACAGAGCAAUGGAAAUGCCCUGGACUGCCCAAUCGAUUCUCCAGUGAGAGACCACACAAAUAACAGAAUUGAGAACUUAUACAUCUUGAAGGCCAAUACUGUUAUUGUGGGGUCCACUUCGGGCAAGAACUGUGCUGCUAGGGGAUGUGAAAGCAAUGUUGAUGCCCAUGAAAAAAUGGAAGAGGUACUGGAAAUGCACUAUCCAGAGCAAGAAACAGAGUAUUUUCCAGGGAAUGAAGCGAUGGUUCCUGUGGAGGAGGAGGGAAAGGAAUUUCAUCACCCCACCACUGCCACUGAAAAGUGAUAACCCACUGAGGAGGUGUGUGAAGCUACAGAAAUGUCCAGUGUGACACUAAGGCCACAUCUAUGACAAGGAGGGUGAACACAGUGCCUUAGAUUAUCUGAAAACUCAUGGAAAACACUGAAACAUGUUCAAAGAAGCAGUGCUAGAACCCAGUUCAUCUAACAAAUGAGAGGAUUGUCCAAACUGUUUGCCUUCAU
Molecule: messenger RNA, 1765 nt
Organism: Dryobates pubescens (Downy woodpecker)
Lineage: Eukaryota; Metazoa; Chordata; Aves; Piciformes; Picidae
Gene: TNFRSF8
Product: TNF receptor superfamily member 8
Exons: 11
Coding region: 180-1568 (462 amino acids)
Molecular function (GO): protein binding
Source: RefSeq, a predicted model, not a curated record